GUUGCAACUACGAUAUUUUGUAGUUUGUAUACUCGUUGCUAAGUUUUUAUUUUAAUGCAGAUUAGUGAAGUAAAGCUUUCAUCUGUUUGUAGAUGUUUUAGUAGUCUGCCAAGAAAAUUGGGAACUGAAAAUUUUUAGCUUAAAGUCGACUACGCCCUACCUUUAUGUAUUUAUUCAAUGAUCCCACCACCUGUCCGGCGAAAUAUUUUUUUUAAACUUAGUUAUGGCGGUUAAAUUGAGCGACGAUGUUUUGGAUGAUGUUCGUGGACUGAUAAAAGAAGUGACUCGUUUUACUGAAGAAGAUGAGAACUUUAACUUGUGCUACAAGUAUGCUGUGUCAAACAUCUACAAUCACCGGUACUUGUCGGUGAACCGGCACGUGGUCAAGCAGUCGCUGGCCGACCUGGCGCUGAGGUUCCGAGUCCAGGGGCACGCUGCGAGCGCCCGGCGGCUGGACCAGCUGGUGUCGGACUUCGUGGACCACCCGGUCUUCAAGGAGCACCCGCAGAGCGACGUGCGGUGUUGUGUGGUGCAGAGCGACGUGCAGUGGUCCGUGCUGUCCGUGCUGGUGAGCCUUGCGCACGGCCCCGCCGACCCCCCGCCCCCGGCCGCGGUCCGGGAGCCGGAGGAGCAGUUCGACUGGGGGGCAUAUCUGCGCGAGGGGGAGCCGGAUGUCCACUACUACAGCUCCGACUCCGACACCGAGGACGACUGGACGUCGCCGGGCGCGGAGGAGGCACCGGAGGAGGCACCAGAGGCCAGCGAGCAGCGCCCGCGCCCGCGCACGGACGCACGGAGCGACCAGAUCCUGCAGGGGCUGCUGGCCCGGGAGUGGCUGGCAGGCAGCGUGCAGCGCGGCUGGUGGUCCUCGCUGCGCGUGUGCGAGCCGGACUGCGGCCGGCCGGGCGCCGCCAGCCUCUGGAACAAGCACGGCGCUCCUGCCGCGCAGGUGAACACGCUGAGCGAGCACAAGGUGGUGCGCGAAGUGCUGUUCAUGCUGCGGGAGCCCACGGACAUGUGUGUGUUCGCGCGCGUCGGAGACAAGUACUGCGUCCGCCCGGGCGUCACCGUGCCCAGCCUCACUCAGGGAGCGUUCAGCGGGAUGCUGCAGGAGCUGUGCGGGAACCUGGACGUGCUGAGGGAGCUGGCGGACUGCGCGGAGAGUCUGCGCUCUGGCGCGGGCCGGCCCCCGCUCACGUGCCGGGCCUUCUACUGCCUGGCGGUGGACACGCACGUCGCGCGGCUCCGGGAGGCCGUGUGCGCCCUGGAGGCCGACGUGCGCAGGCAAGAGAAGCCGCACACUCUGCUGUCUGUGAAGGAGAAGCUGCGUCCUCUUCUGGACGACCUGAGGCUUGUGCACGACUUGCACCGGAGGGCGGCCGUCGUCCCGUGGGGCAGCUCCCCCAACUGGCUCAGUGCCGCCUGUAUGUUAUCGGUAAUAUACGAAGCAUUGGAGACAGCUGUUGACGACCACGUAGCUUCCAUGAUGUUGAGUAUUUUCAUGAAAGUGUUCUCUCCGUACCUGAGGAUCGCAAACACUUGGCUGACGGGCGGCCAACUGGAAGACGACACUCAAGAAUUCAUCAUCACGAGGAGCGACCGGGCGAGCGAGGGCCUGGAAGUACGGCCCUUGGAGGCCGCGCUGCUGCAGAGAGGCGUGCGGCCGGCGCCUGUGCUGCGCCUGUUCGCCCGGCGAGUGCUGCAGGCCGGCGGGACCAUGGACUUCCUGCACAGGCUGAACCGUGUGUCGGAGGUCACCGGCCAGUCGCAGCCCUGCGGUGAACUGUUCGUGAAGCUCUCCGCAGACUCGUCCAUGCUGACUGUCGCCCUGAUAGACAAGAUCGUCGCUGCCGUGACGCACGUGGAGACCGGCAGGGCGGCUGACGAGCGCGAGAGCGAGGCUGGCGAUGACUCGGAGCCUCUUCCUGAACAAUCUCCGUACGGCUUCACGCAUCUGGAUUUUCCAAAACACAUGCGUCAGCUGGGCGACCCGUACCUGUUGGCUGCUUUUGGGUACUUGUUUGACGAGGAUUCCCAAACCGGGGCAUCGUUACACAUGCACUCGUACAAGAUGGAGGAUUCUGCUGAAACCACGGCCUUCAAAAGGCUGGACGGGCUGGCGCUGGGCGCGGCGCUGCCGCUGCGGCAGCUGCUGCAGGGGCAGCUGGGGGCGCUGGUGGCGGAGUGCCACGCGGCGGCGUGUGGCGUGGUGCGCCGCCUGCUGCUGCAGGAGCUGCUGCUGCCCGCGCACUUCUCCGCGGUGCGCCACGUCGUGCUGGGCCAGGCGGGCGACGUGCUGCACGACUUCGCCACCGGCCUCUUCUCCCAGGUGGAGCAGGGGGCCCUCAACGCGUACGUGCUGUCGCACAGUCUGCAGAACUGUGCGGAGGAGCGCUUCCCCGAGCACGGCUGGCGCUUCGCCGUGCAGGAGCGUGCCGACGAGCAGGCGUGCGCGGAUCUGCGCACCAGCGUGCUGCAGCUGAAGGCAUCGGCCCUGCGCCCGGUCCUGCAGCGCGCCGUGUCUGCCAUGGCUCUCAUCAGCACCGUGCACGUGCUGUACAAGGUGGACUGGCCAGUGUCGCUGUUCCUCAACGACGUCAACAUGAAGCUGUACAACAAGGUGUUCCAGUUCCUGUUGCAGGUCAAGUGGGCGCUUCACUCGCUCAACCACCUCAGGUUCACGGACCUGCGCGGGCCGGAGCGCGGCGCGCGGCGCCUGCAGCUGCUGAGGUUCUGGCACACGCACACGCUGGGCAGCGUGCACGCCUACCUGCUGGGGCAGGUGCUGCAGUCGGAGAGCCUGCAGCUGCAGCGCGCGCUCGACACGGCCCGGGACCUGCACGGCUUCCUGGCAGCUCACGACAACUACGUGAAGACGAUAUACAGAAAAUGCUUUUGUCCAAGAAAGCUUGACUUCAUCGUAUGUGGUGUUCAUCAGCUGGUGGCGCAGGCGUACGUGCUGAAGGCGUGCUGGGGCGAGCGUGCCGCGCCGGGCGUGCUGGACUGCCUGGAGGCCAUGUACAACCAGACACACUGCACGCUGACCAUCGUGCUGCGUCUGCACGUACAGGGGGACUUCCACUCGGAGCUGGAAGGUCUGUAUUCGGCCUUGGAUGAUAGAAUACCAUUUCCUGAAACACAUCUGUAAGAUCAUCUCACCACUGAAGAAUAACUUUAUGUGGGUUUACUGUAUAUAUGUACAUGUAUUUUUUUUCUUUCCGAAAAUAAGUUUUGAGUAUAGGUUAUUUAUUUCAAUAAUUUUGUACUGUCUAUUGAAUUACUUGCACCAAACUGCUAAAAUUGUUUACAUUUUUUUAAAUUAAAUAUAUCUAAAAGUUGUGUUCCAAAAUACUAUGUUAAUAGCUUAGAUGCACUAAAAAAACUCAAUAAAUAAGCCAUUCUUUUUGUUUAACUCAC
Messenger RNA from Bacillus rossius redtenbacheri, 3417 nucleotides. Its product is annotated as gamma-tubulin complex component 5-like. Gene Ontology annotation, molecular function: microtubule minus-end binding; gamma-tubulin binding. The coding region runs from base 224 to 3148 and encodes 974 amino acids. The record is from RefSeq and is a predicted model, not a curated record. Lineage: Eukaryota; Metazoa; Arthropoda; Insecta; Phasmatodea; Bacillidae. Gene Ontology annotation, biological process: cytoplasmic microtubule organization; mitotic cell cycle; microtubule nucleation. The transcript has 17 exons. Gene Ontology annotation, cellular component: equatorial microtubule organizing center; centrosome; spindle pole.